UUCAAAAGAGAAACCCUGGUGAGAUGUUCACACAGGAGAGGAGGAGGGGAGAAGGCGAAAGGAGGUUGAGAGAGGGAGAGAGUGGAGGGACUUUGAGAUUUUAAGUAAGUGUAUUCGUUAUGAUGUUCCCAGGCUGCUCAUUUCAUGAGUGCAGUUUUGAUCGACCGUUUUGAUGAAGCAUGUGGAAGCUGAACCAGACAAGUGAAAAAGAAAAAGUGGACCGAAUGUGUUUGAAGCAGCUGUGGAAGUAAGCGCUGGAUGAGGAUGAGUAAAGUGCAAGUUGAGGAUAGCAUCAUGUCAUACCUGUCACAGAGUGAGACUGAAACAAGCCCCAAAGACCUGAAUGUAGUGGCCAUGCUCCAUAACUUCUGGGAGCAGAAGCAGACGAGUCAGUUAAAUGGUUCAUCCACUGAAUCAGAUGGUUCUGUCAGGGAUGCAGCCAGCCAGGCAGAGAGCUUGCUGCUGUAUGAGUCUGCACCUUCCCCCGGUCCCCCAUACGUCUGCUAUGUGACUCUGCCUCGAGGAAGCUGUUUUGGUAACUAUAAGGUGUGUGACACUCUGGCAGAGGCCCGUAGAGAUGCGGCUCGUGUGGCUCUGAUGAACUCACUUGUGAACGAGCUGCCCUGUCGGCGUAUCAGCCCUCAGUUUAUCACUCAGAGUUUGCAGCAGGCCGCCAGAGACAGCGCUGUUUCUAUAGAAGAUGCAUGUGAUUCAAGCACAAGUUUAGGAACCUACAGUUUGCUUCUCAACUCCUACAUAGGCAGGACCAUGCUGGAGUUCCAGGGGAUGAUGACAGUUUUCCAGUUGUUGCACUGGAACAAGACACUGAAGGCUCUGAGGGAAAGGCAGUGCUCCAGACAGAGUGUGAUUGCCUAUUACUCUCAGCGAGGACUUGACGAGUACAUGCGCAGCAGCAUGGCUCUGGACUGGCUUGGACGGGAGCAGAGGUCACCUGGACGACUGGGAGAGGAGCUACAAGUGGCGCAGAGGGAGCUGGUGUUGGCCCGACGUCGAGGCAUAGAGCUGCGCUUCUACAAGGAAAAGACAGAGAUCCUCAGUUUGGCUCUGAGUCAAGCAUACAUUCACCACACACCUGAGGCCCUCAGCCAGACGCCGAGUCACACAUACAAGCAAGAACAACUUCCUUUACAAACAUUAUACUGCCAGGAUAGAGAAGUCCAGAUAACACCACCCCGCAGUCCCUCACCAACCCUCCAUAAAAACACAAAGCAAACAGUCUGUCAAACCUCUGGCAAACACCUGCCCUCCAACGGUUCUCCACCCAGCUCACAGCAGACGUAUGUGCCUCUAAAUCAGUUUGAAUAGACUGAAACAGGAGGUGGAGGAUAAAAGUUGUCAUAUGACUUUGUGAAUGAACUAAAGCUGAGAUUUGACAUCUAUAAGGGAGAACAUACUCUAUUGAUCAUGAUCAUGGUCCUCAUUUUUUGUAAACAGAAAAGGUCUGUAAUCAUGAGAGUUACAAAUACUGUUAUUUUGUGUACUAAUAAUGCUCUAACCUUAUUAACACUCUAAUAUCAAAUUUAGUUUUAUGACUAUAGAACUAAGACUUAAAGAUAAUGUAUUUGCAGCUCUUACCAUAAGAAAUACUACAUUCAAAUGAUUUAUAUCAAAUAGUUUGAAAUCUAGUUUUACUCUAGCAGUGACCACCUAUCCAUUUUUUGUAUGAAGAUCACUAUCUUUUACUGUCUUAUCUUUUAUUUAUGGUCAUUUCUGUUGUCUUUUUAGAAGUAUAUCAUAAUACACAAUGCCACCUGUAGUUUGAAAAACAGGAGUUUCAAAAUUAUUUGAAUUAUUUGGCCUUUAGUCUGACAUUACCUACCAGCAACUCAGUGCUCCUCCGUGCCUCACUCUUCCCUCUCUGUCUAGCAUGUCAUCUGUCACUUUUCUCAAUGGACAUUACUCGCCAGAGCAGUUCAGGAUACCGACUGUGACUGUGUGACAUGUUGGCUGAAUGUUAUGAGACCAAAAGUCUGUUAUGUUGUCAUAUUGUUAAUGUAAAGACCAGCUGGAUAUAAAAUACUAUCUCAUUUGUAUGUAUCAAGGAGAUUAGUAUGUGAUACGGGAUCAACUGCAAGUGUAAUUAAAGGACUAAGCACGUAUAUAUUCUUGAUAAAAGAUCUAGAGCAUCCAGUUGUCUCAG
This is a messenger RNA of Thunnus maccoyii (southern bluefin tuna), 2161 nucleotides long. Its product is annotated as protein limb expression 1-like. Bases 259 to 1326 code for a protein of 355 amino acids. Lineage: Eukaryota; Metazoa; Chordata; Actinopteri; Scombriformes; Scombridae. The record is from RefSeq and is a predicted model, not a curated record. Gene Ontology annotation, cellular component: cytoplasm. Gene Ontology annotation, biological process: autophagosome maturation. The transcript has 6 exons.